AUGAACUGAAGAACAAAAAAAAACCAAAAAAAGAAAUAUUUCCAGAUCUCUCUCCUCUUUCUCGAAACUUUCUCUCUCUAGAGCGGAGGAGUGAUCCCGGCGGCAUCCUGCAAAAACCUCCAGAAACGCGCAAAUCGCACGCUCCCCAAGGCAAACCUCACUUCCCCAUUUCGUCAAACACCUUCUGUCUCUCUCCAGAUCCAAAACCCUCGCCGCCGCCGCCGCCGCCGCCGCCGCCGCCGAUCUCCGACCUCCGAUCUCCGAUCUCCUCCGCAUGGUCCCGGCUCUUCCCCUUUAGAUGGGCAAGCUCUCCGUCGCCAUCUACAUUGCCGUCGCCGUCCUCGUCCUCCUCCUCGUCUCCCGCUCCCCGCGGUCCCCCGCCGGCCAUGGCCGCGGCGGCCACCACCGCCGCCUGAAGCUCCGGUCCAACUUCACCUUCAAGCCCCCCGCCGCCGCCGCCCGCCACCACCACGAGCCGGUCCCGUUCGAUCCGCUCGUGGCGGAGCUCGAGCGGCACAGGGAGGACAAGCAGUGGGAGAGGGAGUACUUCGAGCACGCCCACCCGGAGGUGGUGCGCGCCGCGGAGCCGGCCCCCGGGGAGGAAGCGCAGCCGGAGUGGGGGGAUUUCGUGGACGCCGAGGAUUACUUGAACGACGAGGAGAGGUUCAAUGUCACCAAUAGGCUGGUUUCACUAUUUCCAAAGAUUGAUGUGGAUCCACCAGAUGGGUUCGUGACUGAGCAUGAAUUGACAGAGUGGAACUUGCAGCAGGCCGUGAGUGAGGUCAUGCAUAGGACUCAGAGAGAGAUGGAGCUUCACGACAAGAACCGAGAUGGUUAUAUCUCAUUUGCAGAAUAUGAGCCACCUAGCUGGGUCCACAGUUCAGAUAACGAUUCCUUUGCUUUUAAUAUGGGCUGGUGGAAAGAGGAGCAUUUUAACGCAUCAGAUGCAGAUGGAGAUGGCCUACUCAAUAUUACGGAGUUCAAUGACUUUCUCCACCCAGCUGACAGCAAAAAUCCAAAGCUUCUCCAGUGGUUAAGCAAGGAGGAAGUAAGGGAAAGAGAUUCUGAUAAAGAUGGGAAGGUCAACUUUAAAGAGUUCUUUCAUGGGCUUUUUGACUUGGUAAGAAACUAUGAUGAAGAAAGCCAUAACUCAUCACAUAAUUCCGAUGAUUCAAUGGAGGCUCCUGCCAGAGUACUGUUUAAUCAGCUAGACAAAGAUGGUGAUGGAUACUUGUCAGAUGUAGAACUGCUACCUGUCAUUGGAAAGCUUCACCCUUCGGAGCGUUAUUAUGCCAAACAACAAGCAGAUUACAUCUUGUCACAGGCAGAUAAUGACAAGGAUGGGCAUCUAACAUUGACGGAGAUGAUUGACAACCCUUAUGUAUUUUACAGUGCCGUUUUCAAUGAUGAUGAAGAUGAGUAUGAUUACCAUGACGAGUUCCGCUGAUCUCAUGACUUUAAUUGUCAGUCCAGGACGUCUACAAAUGCAAGAAUUCAUUUUACUCAAUAUGCCAAACAGUUCAGCGACGUUAAUGACAGGUGUCAUGCCAACUUGAUUCUUGGGGGAUUGGUUCUUACCACAGAAAAAGUCUCUUGCAAAGUGUAUUGUUGUGACGAUAUAAAGUUUCUAGUUAACAUUUUGGUAGUGUUUUGAUAAUUGACUUAUUUCCUUUUCCUUUUUUGUAAUACAAUUUGUUUGUCACGAAGUUGUAGCAUCUUUCUUGAACCUGGAAGGAGCGACGGAGUAGAUUGACUCUGGUAGAGUCCCAAAUUGCAAAUUCCUUAGCUUAGAACACAUUUGUAACAUUCCAAGCAUAUAGAUUCGUCCCAUUCCUUCAAUAAUUGAAUGUAAAAAACUAUAUGUGCUCAUGGAGAUCCAUUAGUUUCGUGUAUUAGAUUUU
Eucalyptus grandis is the source of this 1901-nucleotide messenger RNA. RefSeq names its product reticulocalbin-2. NCBI's taxonomy places the organism in Eukaryota, Viridiplantae, Streptophyta, Magnoliopsida, Myrtales, Myrtaceae. Gene Ontology annotation, cellular component: endoplasmic reticulum. The record is from RefSeq and is a predicted model, not a curated record. The transcript is spliced from 9 exons. Bases 299 to 1447 code for a protein of 382 amino acids. Gene Ontology annotation, molecular function: calcium ion binding.